This is a messenger RNA of Dermacentor albipictus, 2727 nucleotides long. RefSeq names its product Synapse-associated protein 47kD (gene Sap47). Lineage: Eukaryota; Metazoa; Arthropoda; Arachnida; Ixodida; Ixodidae. The record is from RefSeq and is a predicted model, not a curated record. Gene Ontology annotation, cellular component: Golgi apparatus; nucleus; synapse. Gene Ontology annotation, biological process: regulation of short-term neuronal synaptic plasticity; TORC2 signaling.
UUACGGCCGUUUCGGCAUUUCUCUUAAUAGUAAGCCCAUCUUCUCCCAUCGUUAUCUUGGCCUGAGCACCCAGUUAGCGUGUGUGCUAACGCCAUCCUCCGCCGUCGCCUAAGCGCACAUUAUUUUGCUCUGGAGGGCACUGUUUAUUUACAGCGCAGCGGAAGUGUCAACCUGUGUCGUCAAGCUGCGGCAGGAGCUGCCUCUGUAGGUCUGUAGUCGCGUUGGUGACUGUACAGAGUCGGAUUAAUUCCGUGCGCUUAACCUGAGGCUGGGGCUCAAGAGGAAGCAUGGAUUUCAUUUCUAACAUAUGGAAGAACACCACGAAAGGAGCGGAACCGCAAGCGAAGGCUCCGGAGUCGGUGGAGGGUGGCGAUGCGCCCGACAACAAACCCACCAACGAAGCCACUAGCGAGCCUCAACCAGCAGCACCGUCCAAAGAAAGUGGUGGGGGCAGCGACUCAGGCUCGACGUCCGGGCCGGACACUGAUUCUCCUCCGACUCCUGAAACGCCGAAACCAGCGGCUAAUAUUGAGCCUUCGAAUGACAAGGGCCCCUUGGGGACGGGCAUCUCUAUACCGCUCGAAAAUGUGUCGCAAAAGGCGAUGGAAUCUGCGAAAUCAUUCGGAAGCUUCCUCUAUUCUGUGGCAAACAAGGCUGGAAAAACUGUGCAAGAGACGGCCAAACAGAUCAAAACAACAGUUGAAGAGAAUAGCAUACUGGCUGACUUUAAUCGCGAACAGGAGACUUUUGUGAAGGGCAAGCAGAGGUGUGACACUGGAAUCUUGCCCUGGGUUGGAUGUGAAGAUGAAGAAAAUGUGAAGCAGCAGAUACUGUCCCUUUCAGCUGACAAAAGAAACUUUGUGCGAAGUCCACCAAGCGGAGUUCAGUUUGAAUUUGACAUGGAUACCAUGUCGCCCAUUGCCAUGGCAUUGCUUCAAGAGGACCCCAACCUGGAGAAAAUGAGAUUCGAACUUGUUCCGAAAUGGAUUCCUGAAACUGACUUUUGGAGGAACUAUUUCUACCGUGUCUCACUUAUCAAGCAGUCAACGCAGCUAAGUGCGCUCAGUCACGGCAAGGCUGCUGGAAGCAGCAGCAGUGGUGACACUUCAUCAGUCUCAUCGCGGCAGAGUCCAUCGGAUGAAAGCAGCAAACAGAACUUGGCGGCUGGAGAUGACGACGAGGCACUUGACAGCCCAACCCAUGAAUUUGUCUCGGACACCUUCCAAGGAAACAAAAUAUCUGAGGAAGAAGUCAAGCUGGGCAUGAAACAACUUGGCAUGGGAGACAAAGCAGCAGAUGAUGAAUGGGAGAAGGAGCUUCAGCAGGAGCUGCAGGACUAUGAGGUGGUGGCUACAGACACGGCCGCACAAGGCGAUGAUCCCGAAUGGGAGAAUGAAAUUCAGGAGAUGCUGGCAGCCCAGAAGUAGGCCUGCCAUGCACUGCCUUCUCCCUCCAGCCACUUUUUCCGAGGAACACAUUCUGGGGCACAGCCACCACGGCCCCUCCACCACAUGGCACAAGGGCGGGUAAUUCAAGGUGCCCAACUGUCUGCUGCCACGCUAGUCUCAUUUAUGUUGUGCGUGCAUCUUUUCAGCUUGUGCGUGUGGCUGUCUGCAGAGUUGCACUGCUUUGUUUGGACCUAGCACACAUCACGCAGCUUUGGGCAGCAACCACAUGCAAUAUAUUUUCAACAUAUUUUCGGCCUGACGUUGACUGUCAUCGACGCAUUCAUAUUUUUCUGUGCAGUGACCACACUGUAGUGCCGGCCACAGUGCAUGUCACUGACUUAGUUUCCAACUAAAAAGGAUAGGCCAUGGCACGCAUUACGACAUUGAUAACAGCACAGUUCUCGCAGCAUGAAGUGAGCGUCAUGACACUGAGCAAUGCUAUGCCGUAAAGAUGUAGGAAACAUGCUUCAUGUGGUUUCUCCUUUAUGUUUUUGAUGACUGGAGAGGCUUAAUGAGCUUUUGAGUGUGCUACAUUCUCUGUAGCCUCAUCUUUUGCUGUGAAGCAGCUACAAGAUAUUCGAAGGCUGUGUGAGCUCGUUUGUCAAUGUGAUUGUGGUACCUUGCACUGGAGGGUACCGUGAGCUGCCAAGUCCAUGGUACCAUCUGUAGGGGGUACCAUGGGGUACCAUUUGUGUGUGAACUAGGUUCCCAGUUUCAGCAGUACCGCUCCUCCUUCUUGCCUUCUCUCAAUGAACUGUGUUGUGGGCACAAAACACGAAGACUGUCUUCCAGUCGCUCAUUAAGGAAAAAGAAGCCUUUAGGAGCAAGCUGUAGCAGACAGUUUAUAGAGAACAGUAAAACGGCUUGUUGUAAAAGCUCGUGUAGUGAAUGGACAGGUUCUCUCUAUAGACAUUUGGUUCAUAUCAAAGCAAAUAAGUUUAUGCUGCUAUGGACUAGAGGUCAAUUGGAGUCAUUUUCUAUCUUUCGUUUUGUAUGUUGUGUUCAAGCCCUUAUGCUAUGUACCCAGGUUUUUCGUCAUGUCCAUUUACUCUGAGAAAGAAAUAUAUAAAGCGCCUGUGAUGCACAGAUGUGAGUGUCUGUAUGUAUGUUAGAACUGUUAAUGAAUUUCAUGGUGGCUAUUCCUUGUUUUUAUUAUAUAUAUAUAUCUACAGUUCUUUAAUGGAAGCAACUUUCAUUUUGACACCUCUAUUCAGUGUUGUUUCAUCACCCAUGUCUUAUGUCACAUAGUCAGCAGAAUAAAGCUUCUUUUCUUUUAUGA